AAGCAUGAUCAAGAUGAACUGCAUCCUGGUAACCGCCUGCAUUGUUCUGGUCGCUUUUUGUAGUUCUGGUUAUACCCUAAGGUGUUACCACUGCGAGAACAGCCCUUCCUUGUGCAAGACCAAUAGUACUUGCUUACCAACUGAAGAUACUUGCUUGCAGAUGAAAUUUGGUAAAUUGAGAACUUCCUCCUGCUGGAAGACAUCCCAGUGCAGCAUGAAUGAAAUUGCCGAAUUCUUCCAGUUGGAUAAUUUUGAUUUCUUUUGUUGCCAACAUGACUUGUGCAACGAGAGCGCAAUUACUGAGGUUAACAAAGCAGCCUUCAGUAUUGCCUCUGUACUGACCAUGUUAUGGAUGCUUCUGUAAUAAUCCUGAUUUGUAUGCUGUACUUUCAAGCUGAAAUUAUACAAAAUCAUUAACUCUUUUCUGAAUUAUACUUCUCGCAUUUUCAGUUC
Molecule: messenger RNA, 453 nt
Organism: Tauraco erythrolophus (red-crested turaco)
Lineage: Eukaryota; Metazoa; Chordata; Aves; Musophagiformes; Musophagidae
Product: CD59 molecule (CD59 blood group)
Source: RefSeq, a predicted model, not a curated record